Hirsutella rhossiliensis is the source of this 837-nucleotide messenger RNA. RefSeq names its product acetyltransferase (GNAT) domain-containing protein. The transcript is spliced from 3 exons. NCBI's taxonomy places the organism in Eukaryota, Fungi, Ascomycota, Sordariomycetes, Hypocreales, Ophiocordycipitaceae. Gene Ontology annotation, molecular function: acyltransferase activity, transferring groups other than amino-acyl groups. The coding region runs from base 1 to 837 and encodes 278 amino acids. The record is from RefSeq and is a predicted model, not a curated record.
AUGGCCAUGGUACAGAAACACGCCGUCCUCGCGCCGACACCUUCCCCGGAGGAGACGCAGCAGCCCGAGGUCGAGCGCGCAACCGCCGGCGACGCACCGGCCCUCGCGUCCGUCUUCAGGGACGCCUUUGCCGCCACCGACGACGCCCUGGUGCGCAUGUUCCCCCCGGGCGUCGGCGACGAGUACCAGCGCCGGGCGUGGGCGCGGUUCGUGCGCUGGGGGGAGCCGCCGCGCCCUGCAGGGACCACAGCCGGGAGCCAAGAUGGGUGUGAAGCGGACGAUGGGGUGGUCAACGUGGACGGGCUGGAGUCGGACGAGAAGCUGCAGCUGCUGCAGCAGCACGGGGACCGGAGCAUCAAGGCAGACGAGUGCAACGUCUUUGUGAUCCGGGACGACGCCGCAGGACAAGGCGGCGUGCAAUCGGCCGCCCUGGUGUGGGUCAUCGGCCCCGGCGACGGCGGCGUCCGGCCGUGGCGCCAGCGCUGGCCGCCCGCCGCGCCGGGCAUGGCCGCCGCCGAGUGGGUCUCGUUCCAGCGGGGCAUGGCGGCACAGCACGACGCGGCCAUGGGGUCCGAGCCGCACGUCUACCUCGAAAUCAUCAUGACGCACUCGUCGGCCCGGCGCCGCGGCCACGCCUCGGCCCUCCUCCGCGCCGCCUGCGCCGCCGCCGACCGCCGCCGCUGCCCGCUGUACCUCGACGCCCAGCCCGCCGCCAUGGGCCUCUACGCGCGCCACGGCUUCGCGCCGCGCGACGACCUGCGCGGUGCCGGAGCCGCCGACCAGGCCACGCCGACAUGCCCCAUGGUCCGCCCGCCGCCUCGGCGCUCCUUCGUCUGA